Molecule: messenger RNA, 848 nt
Organism: Salmo salar (Atlantic salmon)
Lineage: Eukaryota; Metazoa; Chordata; Actinopteri; Salmoniformes; Salmonidae
Source: RefSeq, a predicted model, not a curated record
CUCUCUGUCCUGUUAAUAUUUAGUAUUACGGUAACUCUCUCUCCUGUAAAUAUUUAGUAUUACGGUAACUCUCUGUCCUGUUAAUAUUUAGUAUUACGGUAACUCUGUCUUGUGUUCGUCCAGCGGAGCUGAAGGUGGAGCUGUCCCGGCCCCUGAAGGUGAACCCUACACUGGUGAAACUGGAGCAGACCAAGGCUUACCUGAGGAAGGUCCUACCUGAACACUACUGGGAGGCUCCCAAACCCCCCUCCACCCCUCAUUCCUCCCCCGGCAGGACCUCGUCCUCCUCUCCCCCUCGUCCCGACCCCUCCUACCUCAGUUCCCUUAGAUCCCUGGCACCCUUUCACAAGGUGUCCCUCCGCACCGCCCAGAUCGUGGUUGUCAUGGAGACUGAGUCUCACCCUGCCCGGCCCAGCCUGACCUGGUCGGUGUCGGAUAUGAAGUGUACCAUGAACAUGAAGACUGGGCCCAAGCUAGACGACCCGGUCCAGUCAGUCUCAGUGCUGUUGGAGCUGCAGGAUGUCCUGGUGAGGACGGGCCUGAAGGAUCGGAGCCGUCUGCUGCUGGGGCCUUUCUCCUGUAGCGCCGCCCUAGAGGCCAGGUGGUGUAGGCACAGCAGCAGUCCUGGACCUGAGACUGGGAUCCCGAAACUACUGCUGGACCUGAAGGGAGGCCUACUGCAGGUGUUCUGGGGCCAGGAGCAUGUCAACUGUCUGAGGCUGGUGUAUGAACACCUCCAGGCCUCCCUCCAGAGGAACCAGGGGACUGGGGCUGGGACUGGGGCUGGGACUGGGACUGGGACUGGGGCUGGGGCUGGGACUGGGACUGGGGCUGGGGCUGGAGGAUAA